Messenger RNA from Iphiclides podalirius (scarce swallowtail), 366 nucleotides. The record is from the annotation of a GenBank genome assembly. NCBI's taxonomy places the organism in Eukaryota, Metazoa, Arthropoda, Insecta, Lepidoptera, Papilionidae.
AUGGAGAAAAGCAACGCAAUCACGUGGGCGGACGCCGCCCGACGGGCCGUGGAAAUGCGAGGUGAUUUGUGCCGACGCUCUAUUCUGUUGUUCGACGUGAGAGCGGUGACAGCGGAUCUGCGGACAAAUCGCCCCAUUGAGGUAUGGCGAGUGGGGACCGAUCUUAGGCCGAUUUACGGCGGCGUGUUCUUACGUUGGAUUUUAUGUUCCGGUUUUACGUCGCAAAUAGAGCGCGGACUCUAUGUAGAGUCUUGUGGAGCGACGGGCAUGAGUGAUUUCUCAAACAAGCCGAAGCAAUGGGAGCCCUAUUUCAAUGUGACACGAUUGAAACUAGAUCACCCGAUAGGAAAGACGUGGGCUCAGGUC